CCAGUUUUCAAUAAGGAAACUGAAGACAUUUUACAUCUGGAGUACCUCUGAAGACAACCAGGGACAAUUUGAAGGCGUAUACCUGACAUUGAAGAUUCAUUUCCAGGAUCUCUCAUCCACGUGUUCGCUGUGGGCAUGAAGUCAAAGAUCAGAUCCUGCAGCAGGAGAAGUGGCGACUGAAAAAAAGCUUCAGUGAAGCUCAUCUGCUUUAUCAGGAUGGGCUGCACAUGCAGUGGGGAGAAACUGAUAAAAGAUGAUCAAUUCUACAAAGGAAAGCACAUCUCAAAGGGCUCCUACAACUCGCACCACAUCGGAAGUGGAAACAUCUCCUCAGAUAACGAUGAUACGCUGUUUGUGGCGCAGCACGACUUUAAAGCCACGAAUGACAGUGAUCUACCGUUCAAGAAAGGAGACAAACUGAAAGUUUUGCAAGAAAGUGGAGAAUGGUGGCUGGCGAAAUCGCUCAUAACUGGACAGGAAGGGCUCAUCCCAUGUAAUUAUGUAGUGCGAGCAGACACACUGGAAGUGGAAAAGUGGUUUUUCAAGGAUUUGAGUCGGAGGGAGACGGAACGACUGCUUAUGGCUCCUGGAAAUAAACCAGGGGCUUUCCUGGUUCGAGAGAGCGAGACCUGCAAAGGAUCCUAUUCACUGUCGGUCAAAGAUAAUGUGUCAGAACAAGGGGACGUGGUGAAACACUACAAGAUCCGCUGUCUGGACAAAGGUGGUUACUACAUCUCCCCAUCCAAUACAUUCCCAUCGCUGCAGGAGCUGGUGAAAUACUACUGCCGCACAGCAGAUGGUUUGUGUCAGCGUUUACACGCUCCCUGCAAGCAGAAGGCCCCUCAGCACCCAUGGGCGCACGAUGAGUGGGAGAUUCCCCGAGAAACCCUGAAGAUGGUGAAGAAGCUGGGCGCAGGGCAGUUCGGAGAAGUGUGGAUGGGCUACUACAAAAACACCAAGAAAGUUGCGAUCAAGACGCUGAAGGAGGGAACGAUGGCGCCGGAGGCGUUCCUCCAGGAGGCCAACCUGAUGAAGCAGCUGCAGCACGAGCGCCUCGUCCGGCUGCACGCCGUGGUCACGAAGGAGCCCAUCCUCAUCGUCACAGAGUUCAUGGUCAAUGGUUGCCUUUUGGACUUUCUAAAAACAGACGAAGGACGAAAGCAGACGCUACGUAAGCUGAUCGACAUGUCAGCACAGAUCGCUGAAGGCAUGGCGUACAUCGAGAAGAAGAACUACAUCCACCGUGACCUGCGUGCCGCCAACAUCCUGGUCAGCGAGACUCUGCACUGCAAGAUAGCAGACUUCGGCCUGGCCAGGAUCAUCGAGUCCGAAUACACCGCCCAAGAAGGUGCUAAAUUUCCAAUUAAGUGGACGGCUCCAGAGGCCAUCAACUUCGGCACAUUCAGCAUCAAAUCAGACGUCUGGUCCUUCGGGAUCCUCCUGACAGAAGUGGUGACUUAUGGAAGAAUACCGUACCCAGGAAUGACCAACCCGGAGGUGAUCAGGAGCCUGGACCGGUCGUACAGGAUGCCGUGUCCGGACGGCUGUCCUGAGGAACUCUAUGAAAUCAUGCUGAACUGCUGGAAAGAGAAGCCCGAGGACCGGCCCACGUUUGAUUUCCUGCAGAACAUCCUCAACGACUUCUUCAUUGCUACGGAAGGACAAUAUGAGAUGCAGCCAUGAUUACACACGAAGAAGUGUUUCCUGCUGAUGAACCCAGAGACACGAAGACGAUCGGAAGAGAUGUGUCACGCCUGAAUGAAGGAAGGAGCGGUCGAACAUCUCCACCGAUGAAAUCAAUCCUCCAAUAACUGAGAAGGACAGAGCCAUUUAGGAUUUCUCCUCUCGUGCAUUAAAAUCUGAGAUUAAAAAAAAUAAAUGAGACUGAUGAUACUUCAGCUAAGAAUUUUUAAGUGGAAGCCAUCAACUUUGUUGAGACAUGUUAUAAAACCUUCCGGAAAUACAAAUACCGAUCGUGCAUGACGGUGGAAAAUCAGCACAGGUACAGUGACACACACACACACACACACACACACACACCUGUCUGCACGGUACAGAAAUGAGCAGCCUGACAAAUACAUGCACAAUAUUUAGCACUUUCUUCUUCUUUUUUAAGAUGUCAACCAUUACGCGGCAAAUAUUUAGAGAAAUAUGCUUUAAAGAAAAGAAAUCCGAAUUCAUGCUAUGCUAUUGUGAAAAAGCUACACUUUUUUGUAUUUUUUUUUAAUCAAUUUAAUUUAACUUUUUAAUGUUACAAAUACAAACGUGUUAAAAUGUUGGACAUAUACUGAGAAACUUUUCUUUUACCAUUUUUUAAACAUCACAAUAAUAAUAAUGAUAAUGAUAAUAAUAAUAAUAAUAAUAAUAAUAAUAAUAAUAACAAUAAUAAUAAUAAUAAUAAUAAUAAUAAUAAUAAUAAUAAUAAGCACUGUGAUGAAUAAGAGACCAGUUAAAAUGUUCUGUAUGUGAACAUUUAUAUGAGUUCAGAGAAAAAAGCAGGACAAAACCUAGAACUACAGAAUAAAGAGGUUUAUCUAUUCCUAUAACUCCACCGUCCCGGGGGGCCCAGACAGUGUCUUUAAGAUAAGAGAGAGGGACAGCCAGAGCAGCCAGGGUUAAAACGCACCAUUUCCUAAAUGGACAGGAAACAGGAAGUGUGAUUCAGCGUUCUUCGGAUGCCACAGGAGCCAGAAAAAAAAAAAACCCUCACAUGCUAAAUUGGUGGAUUUUUUUCACAUAUUUCUGUCUGCUGGGAAAAUGUUUGUUUAGUAUUCAAGGCUUUUGAAGGAAUUUUGAAGAAAGCCUUUCCUUUCUGUUCUGAUUAAUAAAAAAGCUUUGAUCAAAUGA
This is a messenger RNA of Salarias fasciatus (jewelled blenny), 2847 nucleotides long. It is a transcript of the gene blk, whose product is annotated as BLK proto-oncogene, Src family tyrosine kinase. The coding region runs from base 217 to 1683 and encodes 488 amino acids. The transcript is spliced from 14 exons. Gene Ontology annotation, biological process: protein phosphorylation. The record is from RefSeq and is a predicted model, not a curated record. NCBI's taxonomy places the organism in Eukaryota, Metazoa, Chordata, Actinopteri, Blenniiformes, Blenniidae. Gene Ontology annotation, molecular function: protein binding; protein tyrosine kinase activity; ATP binding.